UUUUCUUUAAAAAAAAACAAAACAGAACUGAUAAAUUUUCUUGUACGAGUCUGCUUUCAAAAUUUAGCGUCAGGUCUCCUCCUCUUCUCCUCUUUAACUCCUCCAAAUUCCUCAAUCCGCCAUUCUUUCUUCAUUUCCUCGCCAAUCUGUCCCUCUUUAAAACAUUUUUCAUUCCACACUUCUCCUGAUUUCCUCAAUUCCCGUUUCCUUUCCACCAGCGAAACGGGAGAUUUUUCUUUUGUUCUUUCGUUCCUAUUUUGUUGGAUAGAUCGGCUGCAAAUAAUUUUUAUAUCUAAAUACAAGAAAGAGAGGAAGUUAUAUAAUAAAUUAAAAUAUAGUAAUUCAUCAGAAUUUUGGAUGCGAUUGGGAGAUUAGAAAUGGGGAGAAGCAGUAGAUCAUCAUCAUCGUCGUCGUCGUCAUCAAGCAAGUGGAGGUAUUGUAAUCCGUCGUAUUAUCUAAAAAGACCCAAAAGAUUAGCUUUGCUUUUCAUAGCAUUUGUUUGUGCUUCUUUGCUCCUUUGGGAUCGCCAGACUCUCGUUAGAGAACACGAGGUGGAAGUUUCCAACCUGAAUGAGGAGGUGAAUCAAUUAAAAGCAACACUGGAAGAGUUAAAAAGUAUGCAUGGAGAGGCAAUUAGUUUGAUUAGCACCAAAUCUCGAUCUUCCCAGAAGGCUGUUCCUGAUGAUCCUCUUGACAUUCAGCGGCAACAGAAAGUAAAGGAAGCUAUGAUUCAUGCAUGGAGUUCAUAUGAGAAGUAUGCGUGGGGCCAUGAUGAACUUCAGCCACAAACAAGGAAUGGUGUUGAUAGCUUUGGUGGUCUUGGAGCAACUCUAGUUGAUGCCCUCGACACAUUAUAUAUAAUGGGUCUAGAUGAGCAGUUUCAAAGAGCUAGAGAGUGGGUUGCAAACUCAUUGGACUUUAACAAGGAUUAUGAUGCUAGUGUGUUUGAAACAACCAUAAGAGUUGUAGGUGGACUACUCAGUGCGUACGAUCUGUCCGGGGACAAAGUUUUCCUUGAAAAGGCUCAAGACAUUGCAGAUAGAUUGCUGCCUGCAUGGGAUUCCCAGACAGGGAUCCCUUACAACGUCAUUAACUUGGCACAUGGAAAUGCACAUAACCCUGGAUGGACUGGUGGUGAAAGUAUUCUUGCAGAUUCUGGCACAGAGCAGCUUGAAUUUAUUGCUCUUUCUCAAAGGACAGGAGAUCCAAAGUAUCAGCUGAAGGCGGAGAAGGUUAUUUUGGAGCUUAACAAAACCUUUCCUGAUGAUGGUUUGCUUCCAAUUUAUAUUAAUCCAGAUAGAGGAACUGUUGGAUCAUUCUCAACCAUAACUUUUGGUGCCAUGGGUGACAGCUUUUAUGAGUAUUUGCUUAAAGUUUGGAUUCAAGGAAACAAAACUUCAUCUGUGAGACUUUAUAGAAAAAUGUGGGAGAAAUCAAUGAAAGGCCUGUUAAGCUUGGUCAGGAAAACAACACCGUCAUCUUUCACAUACAUAUGUGAGAAGAGUGGAGAUGUGUUGACAGACAAGAUGGAUGAGUUAGCAUGCUUUGCUCCAGGAAUGCUGGCUUUAGGAUCAUCCGGUUAUGGGCCUGAUGAAUCUCAGAAAAUUCUUUCACUUGCAGAGGAGCUUGCUUGGACUUGCUACAACUUUUAUCAGUCAACACCAACUAAAUUGGCUGGAGAAAACUAUUUUUUCCAUUCUGGCCAGGACAUGACUGUAGGUACAUCAUGGAAUAUAUUAAGACCAGAAACAGUUGAGUCGCUCUUUUACUUGUGGCGUUUGACGGGUAACAAGACAUAUCAGGAGUGGGGUUGGAAUAUAUUCCAAGCAUUUGAAAAGAACUCACGCAUUGAGACUGGAUAUGUUGGACUGAAAGAUGUCAAUAGUGGUGUUAAAGACAAUAUGAUGCAGAGCUUUUUCCUUGCAGAGACGCUCAAGUAUCUUUAUCUUCUGUUUUCACCUCCUUCAGUCAUCCCAUUAAAUGAAUGGGUUUUCAACACAGAAGCACAUCCUCUCAGAAUUGUAACUAGGCUAGAUGGAGAAACUUCAGGACAACUAGAGAAUAAACAAACUAGUAGGACACAUGGAAGAAAAGAAGGUCAGUUUGCUGCUGAUCAUUAGGAUUCAUUUCUACACACGGUUCUUACUAUACAAUGAACUGAGUUUUGAUUGGAUUUGAAUCUGGAAAAUUAUUAGUCAUCAUUAUUAAAUUAGAUUGAAGGCCUAUGGAAUGCUGUUCCCAUCAGUAAUAAUGGGGUUCAACAAUUUUCCGUCCCAGGCUGGUAGGAAAUGUUGUAUUCCAUGGUGAGAAACAAAGAGCAACACCGAUUGAUAUGUAACAUAGAGUAUAGCUAAUUGCCUCUGCUUGUUUCACAUAUAGCAACAGUUUUCCCCCAUCUUUAUCUAAUUAUCUUAAGGGCUUCAA
This is a messenger RNA of Ricinus communis (castor bean), 2424 nucleotides long. Its product is annotated as mannosyl-oligosaccharide 1,2-alpha-mannosidase MNS1. The record is from RefSeq and is a predicted model, not a curated record. Gene Ontology annotation, cellular component: Golgi membrane; endoplasmic reticulum. The transcript has 14 exons. Gene Ontology annotation, molecular function: calcium ion binding; mannosyl-oligosaccharide 1,2-alpha-mannosidase activity. Gene Ontology annotation, biological process: N-glycan processing; carbohydrate metabolic process. Lineage: Eukaryota; Viridiplantae; Streptophyta; Magnoliopsida; Malpighiales; Euphorbiaceae. The coding region runs from base 378 to 2120 and encodes 580 amino acids.